This is a messenger RNA of Vanderwaltozyma polyspora DSM 70294, 1209 nucleotides long. RefSeq names its product carbamoyl-phosphate synthase (glutamine-hydrolyzing) CPA1 (gene CPA1). Gene Ontology annotation, cellular component: carbamoyl-phosphate synthase complex; cytoplasm. The record is from RefSeq and is a predicted model, not a curated record. The transcript has a single exon. Gene Ontology annotation, molecular function: carbamoyl-phosphate synthase (glutamine-hydrolyzing) activity. Gene Ontology annotation, biological process: L-arginine biosynthetic process; 'de novo' pyrimidine nucleobase biosynthetic process; L-glutamine metabolic process. Bases 1 to 1209 code for a protein of 402 amino acids. NCBI's taxonomy places the organism in Eukaryota, Fungi, Ascomycota, Saccharomycetes, Saccharomycetales, Saccharomycetaceae.
AUGGCCGAAUUAAAGAAAUCUAAAGCUCUUUUUGAGAUUCAAAAUGGACCUACCUUUUUGGGCACUUCCUUUGGUGCUGAGAAAUCUAUUGCUGGCGAAGUAGUAUUCACUACUUCCCUUGUAGGUUAUCCAGAAUCAAUGACCGAUCCUUCCUAUACUGGUCAGAUAUUAGUCUUUACCCAACCUUUGAUUGGAAAUUACGGUGUUCCUUCAGGCAACGCUCGUGAUGAAUUUAAUCUGCUAAAAUACUUCGAAUCACCACACGUUCAUGUGACUGGUAUCAUCGUUUCUGAAUAUUCAUAUCAAUAUUCUCAUUGGACAGCUGUUGAGUCAUUGGCCAAUUGGUGUCAAAGAGAAGGUGUCGCUGCAAUUACUGGCGUCGACACUAGAGAAAUCGUUCAAUACUUGAGAGAGGAAGGUUCCUCUCUAGGAAGAAUUACAAUUGAUGAUCAAAACCCAAUCCCUUAUUCAGAUCCAAUGAAGACCAAUUUGGUUGCUAAAGUCACUACAAAAGAACCAUAUUACAUCAAAUCAUUGAAUCAUACAUGCACAGUCGCAUUGAUUGAUUGCGGUGUUAAAGAAAAUAUUAUUAGAUGUUUAGUAUCAAGAGGUGCUAAUGUUGUCGUUUUGCCCUACGAUUAUAAAAUCCAAGAUGUGGCCACUCAAUUCGAUGGUGUUUUCAUUUCAAAUGGCCCAGGUGAUCCAAGAUUCUGUACUACCACUAUCGAAAACUUGAAGCAAUUAUUAGCUGAUCAAAAAUCUAUAAAUUUACCUAUCUUUGGUAUUUGUUUAGGUCACCAACUGCUAGCAUUGGCCUCUGGUGCAACAACUGAAAAAUUGAAAUACGGUAACAGAGCACAUAAUAUUCCUGCAAUGGAUUUAACAACAGGUAAAUGUUAUAUCACUUCACAAAACCAUGGAUAUGCCGUCAAUGUAGACACUUUACCAAACGAUAAAUGGCUGCCAUAUUUCAUUAACUUGAAUGAUCAUUCGAAUGAAGGUAUGAUUCAUAAAUUUAGACCUAUUUUCUCAACGCAAUUCCAUCCAGAAGCUAAAGGUGGUCCUCAAGACACCGAAGUAUUAUUCAACAAAUAUUUUGAAAACAUUAAAACUUAUCAGAAACAGCAAUCUGCAUAUUUGAAACUUAAAUCUUCAGAAUCAACUAUAGAAAUCGAAUCACUACCAAAGGAAAGAGUAACAGUAGCUUAA